UUAUUCUUUCCCUUCGUUGUUUCUUUUUUUUUCUCUCUCUCUCUGUUUCUCUCUCUCUUUUAUUCUAAUUCUCGAAACCAAUCCUUUUUUUUUGGACUGUACACAUCAUGGAACAAUGGUUUUUUAGUAGAGAAGAACUACAAUUGGCACCUACCAUUGCUCAUGACGGGGUCUCAAUAUCACAGGAACAUCGAAAAAGAGCUCAAGGCUGUGCAUUUAUUCAAACUGUUGGGUGUCGUUUAGCUGUGCCACAAAUCACUGUUGCUACUGCUAUGGUUUAUUUCCAUCGGUUUUAUAUGCGGUGUUCAUUUAAUGAUUAUAAUAUGAAUCACAUAGGAGGAGCGUGUAUCUAUUUGGCAUGUAAAGUCGAAGAAUCUUCAAGAAAAGUAAGUGAUGUUACCUCAGCUUGUCUCAUGGCCCGAUAUAGUCGAAUCAAUCAAAAUGAUGAAAAACAAAAGCUUUAUCAAUCAUGGCGAUCUGCUAUUUUAUGGUAUGAACGAUUUCUUUUGGAAACACUUUGUUUUGAUAUGACUGUGGAUCAUCCUCAUCAACUAGUACUCGAAUUUGCUGCUGAAUUGGAUGCUUCCGAAAGUGUGACCCAAGCUGCCUAUGGAUUUGCAAACGAUAGUUUACGUCGGCCAUUAUGCUUAACAUAUGAUCCACAAAUGAUAGCUGCAGCUUGUAUGUUACUUAGUUAUAGAGCAUUAGAUGAAGAUAUACCAACAGGAACAGAUACCAUUUGGGGACGUACAUUAGAACAAGAACCAGGGAUACUUGCUGAAAUCAUUGGGGAUCUUGCCAUCUUAUACAAUGAUUCAAAUUAUGGACAGAGUGGUAGUGAUUCAUCAUCCAGUCCCAAUAGUCCAAUUACUUCUACUACAUCUCAACGACGGAAUGGGCAUACCAAAUCUAUUUUACGAAACGGAUAUACCAAUGGCCAUACAUCACAGCAUCAUCAUCAAUAUCAUGAAGAUUCAAGUCCAUCUUAACAUUAUCAUCAGCAUUAGUAUCAAUAUUUUCCUGUUCAUAACCCUCCUAUCAUUACUUCCGCUUCUAGUCUAUCUCUUGGCUAUUGUAUUAUUUAUUCUUCCAUUUUUUUUUUCUCUCUCUCUCUAUUUCCCACUUUCUUCAUCCCAUGUCUCAUUUCAAUUCCCCCCUGUUUAUAU
Molecule: messenger RNA, 1166 nt
Organism: Halteromyces radiatus
Lineage: Eukaryota; Fungi; Mucoromycota; Mucoromycetes; Mucorales; Cunninghamellaceae
Product: P-TEFB associated cyclin, cyclin T Pch1
Exons: 9
Coding region: 108-989 (293 amino acids)
Biological process (GO): positive regulation of DNA-templated transcription, elongation; DNA-templated transcription initiation; transcription preinitiation complex assembly
Cellular component (GO): cyclin/CDK positive transcription elongation factor complex; nucleus
Molecular function (GO): cyclin-dependent protein serine/threonine kinase activator activity
Source: RefSeq, a predicted model, not a curated record